Fusarium verticillioides 7600 is the source of this 1630-nucleotide messenger RNA. RefSeq lists its product as hypothetical. Bases 118 to 1407 code for a protein of 429 amino acids. Lineage: Eukaryota; Fungi; Ascomycota; Sordariomycetes; Hypocreales; Nectriaceae. The transcript is spliced from 2 exons. The record is from RefSeq and is a predicted model, not a curated record.
AAGUCAAUUCCUCUUUCAACACAACAAGGCUGCUGCCUAAGCUAAAGCUGGAACUAAAAUACUCAAACUGGCCUGCAUUCCCACCAUCUCUUGGUACUUCCACUCAUUCUCGCGACCAUGGGCAAUCCUCCGUCGCCAAAGCCUUAUCGGGAUGACCCUGACGCCGUGUCGCUACACACGACUGCGGGGGAACCCUGUUACGCUCACAUAGAGGACGACGUUCUCAAUGGCGAUGACGCACCACCGCCUGCAUACCAUGAUACACCGACUCUGGGUUCAAGCACUCCAGCGAUGGCUCCCAUCAGCAGCACCGAGAUUGAAGAAGAACUUCUUCAAACAGGUGUCACCCAACCCGAGUCUCACAUCGCCUUCGCUUCCAACCGCAUCGGUCAGAAGCGCACUCGCAUCGGCAACGAAGUGAAUGCCGUGCGCGAUCCUCGCUCUGAUGCGGAUCCAGAAUUUCUCGAGAAAUGGGUCAGAACCAUGGCAAGGUUUCCUCCUUCGCCGUAUAUCAACAUAACCGGAACUCACAAGGAAACCAAGCGCGAUAGCGAUGGUAAGAGCAAGCGUGAGGAAGUCACCGAUUUUCGUAUCAUGGUGAAUUUGCAGAAUUAUCUGUAUCCCAAUUUUAUCGUAAAUCCUAUUGGCAACUCGACGCUCAAGACUGUCGAGAGUGGUGAGAAGACAUAUCGCGGCACGGUGUUGAAGAAACGUCAGGACGGCGUGAAAGGCGAUAUCGAAGUUGGUCACGCGAAGCCGACCCUGAAGGAAUGGUGUCACCGAUACUGUGCGAAAGCAGCUGGCACCAAAGUGUUCCGUUUGACCAGAACAGUCACAGGCAUGGAUGAGACCUUCUUCCGCAAUAGUCUGAAAAACUAUGUCCGAAGCUCCAACUACAAAGGAAACCUCACCAUCGAAUUCCCGGUCGCCGACCGAGCAGUCGACAUCUACUCGUCCAACCGCCUAAAUACGUGGCGCCUGACGACCUGGAUCUGCUGGAUCUUCUACCUCACGUUUCUCUGGAUCUUCUCAUGGCCAAUCCUCUUUUUCAUCACGAAGCGGUAUCAAGUCGUCUGUGCUGAAUGGCCAUUCUCUCUGACUGAUGCAAACGGCCAGAAGCGCUAUACCACUGUUAGUGAGCAGCAAUGGGUGGACUUGUAUGGACCCGCUAUCAAGCAGCUUUGUCUGGACCGGUAUGAGGGCUUGGCAGGUGAUGCAUUUCUGAAUCAGGCUCUAGAGAGGGGAGAUGCGAACACGAGAAAUGAAGAUGUUGAUACGAGGGCUGCUAUGGGAGUCGCCGCCGCUGCCUUCCAGGGCGGACGAUUUAAUGCUGUCAAUGGUGCGAGGAGUCUGAUGCGUAUUGCUGGGGCGUCGAGUGAUCAGAUCGGUUGGGGCUUUGAUACGUGAAUAUAGAAGGCUGCCGGAAAGCAAGGCCAAAUGCUUUUGGCAUCGACUGUUGAGCCUUUGAUCUGAGUAGUUAGCGUUCUAUGGCUGAAUACAAUGCCUUCUAUCGAUUUCAAUGAUACCAUGGCAAGGAAGUGUAACUGCGACGGAGAAACAAGGACUUGGAACUUAUGAAUUCUUAAAUAUGAGUUUUUGCUAGUAAUAUGACCUUUACUUAGUUCUCCCA